GAGCGUCGGGAGCGCGCAACAGGGUCUAUCGUACAAGUGGUAUGUGCUUCCUCCCGUCAGUUACUCACUGUUUGAAUGCGAUGAUGUGUUGUCUAGUUCACCCAACCCAUGUGCUGUAGCUAACGAAGAACUAUUUUUAAUGUGCUUUUUUUUUCUUCUUUUUUUUACUUCACCCAGCGGGAUAUUCAACGGACAGAUUAGCUUUCUUUGUCCCUCGUUUUGACUGUAGGGGCUCGUGAAGGACUGACAAGCGUCUUUUUGUGUGGCAUGUGAUAGAGACAAGGGACUGAGGCGUGUUUGCGUUUAACGGAUGCUACCGGGAAAAGAAGGGGCUUUCUCUCAUGUAUGCUGCCUGUGGAUGUGACUUUACCUCCGUCUGGGUUCAGCAGGACAUGACGGAGGAGCGCCGCCGGUGGAUUUUAUGGGGCUCUUGCUAGCUGUUGAAUGGCAAGAUGAACAAUGACUGUUGAGCCUAAUAGUUUUGUUUGGAUGUUGUUAUGCGAAUGCCUUGUUUUUAAACGCGCAGACAGUAAACGCAUUUUAAUUUGUGUGAAGUGAGAGCUAACGUUGGUGAAACUGAACACAGCACGGGGAGGAUCAAUUCAGGCGCGGCCAGGCAGGCAAACAAUGCGGAUUACCUCUUGACUGUUUUGCCUUUGUGUCACACAGCCCGUAUACAGUUUGAGACAACACUCGCAGGAAGAAUACCCGGUCCUUUUUUUAAUUGUAAUUUUAAUUUACUGUCUUGGAAAAGAGACGACUACAAACUGGCUGACAACAGAGCAACAGGGACAACGAUGGCGAACGACUCUAUGCAAAGUGACCCAGAUGGGCUGUCGGUUCUGGAGCAGCUCGGCCUGGACCAGAAUUCGGAUUUCUCCGAUUCCAGUGUGCAGCAGCUUCUAGACGAGCAGCGCGAAAGGAUCCGUAGAGAGAUUCGUAAGGAGCUGAAAAUCAAGGAGGGUGCUGAAAACUUACGGAGGGCAACGACGGACAAGAGGAACGCACAGCAGGUGGACAGCCAGUUGCGUUCUUCUAAUCGCAAGCUGGAAAACCUACAUGCUCAGCUGCAACAGCUGGAUGCUCACAUUGUGGUGAAGGGAGGAGAUGAGAAUAAAGAUGAGUGUCCUCAGUCUCCUGGGACUGAGAGUCGUACGUCAGCCCACAAGGAUCGCAUUGCUGCCCUGGAGAGACAGCUCAACAUCGAGCUUAAAGUCAAACAGGGAGUUGAAAACAUGAUCCCCAUCUACGCUAAUGGAUCCACCAAGGACAAGAAGAUGCUUCAGACAGCCCAGCAGAUGCAGCAGGACAGUAAGACCAAAAUUGACAUCAUCCGCAUGCAAAUCCGCAAGGCUGUGCAGGCCACCGAGCACAAUGAUGACACACAGGGUAACCAGGACCUCUGUGGGAUGGAGCUGCGUAUUGAAGAGCUGAGGCAUCACUACAGGGUGGAGCAUGCUGUUGCUGAGGGGGCCAAAAAUGUGCUCAAGCUCCUGGGGGCCAACAAGGUCCAGGACAAGAAAGCCUUGUCUGAGGCGCAGUCUCGUCUGAGCGAAGCUUCUCAGCGGUUGGACUUGCUGAGGUACUCUCUGGACCAGCGUCUGGCGGAGCUGCCUGAGGACCAUCCCAAGGCCAGUGUCAUCAAAGAGGAGCUAGUCCUGGCCUCCUCCCCUGUCUUCAGCUCUCGCCAUGGCGCCCCCUAUCACCACAACCAGUACAGCACCCUCAGCAAGCCCUCUCCUCUCACUGGUACCUUACAGGUGCAGGUGCUGGGCUGUGGGGGGUUGUUGGAGGUGGUCCCAGGUCGCAAUAAAGGGACAGCUGUCAUGUUGCCCUGCUACAGCCCUGGAGACACCAGGUCCUUCAUGAGAGGCAGCAAGGGACUCUACGGAAGGAGCGGCUCAGUCAGCGGGAAGACACCCAGCAAGACAGACGAGCUCUCCUCUGAGGUGAGUGCAGUGCUAAAGCUGGACAACAGUGUGGUGGGCCAGACACCUUGGAGGACUGUGGGAGAACAAGCUUGGGACCAGAUCUUCACUGUGGAGCUGGAAAGGUCAAGGGAGAUGGAGAUUGCAGUCUAUUGGAAGGACUAUCGCUCGUUGUGUGCUUUGAAGUACCUGAAGCUGGAGGAGUUCCUGGACAACCAGAAACACAGAGUUCAGCUCGAGCUAGAGCCUCAGGGCCUGCUGCUGGCCGAGGUGACCUUCUUCAACCCGGUCAUUGAGAGAGUCCCUCGCCUCCAGAGGCAGAAGAAGGUCUUUUCUAAGCAGCAAGGCAAGGCAUUCAUUCGGGCUCGUCAGAUGAAUGUGGACAUCGGGACCUGGGUGAGGCUGCUUCGAAACGCCAUUCCUACUGUCAACAACUCAGGAACCUACAGUCCCAGUGCACACAGCCUGACACUCAACUCUGGGGAGGUGUCUGUUGAGAAGUUAAGUCUGGACAGCGACUCUCCGAUACGAGGCGAUUACAAGAGAGACAUGGACGCACUUACCCCGGACCGACUGCCAGUUAUCGAGCCCUUCUCCCCCCCAGACCUCACCCCUGAGUGCCCUGUCCAAACCCCAUCUGUUGGCAGUAAGCAGAGGAAAGGUCCUCUGUCUCUCCAGGACUUCAGGCUGAUUGCUGUGUUGGGCAGGGGACACUUUGGGAAGGUGUUGUUGUCAGAAUACAAGAAGACGGGCACGAUGUACGCCAUCAAAGCCCUGAAGAAAGGAGAUAUCGUAGCUCGGGAUGAAGUGGAAAGUCUAAUGUGCGAAAAGCGUAUCUUUGAGGUUGUGAACCUGUCGCACCAUCCGUUCCUCGUCAACCUGUUUGCCUGCUUCCAGACUCCAGAGCAUGUGUGUUUUGUUAUGGAGUACACAGCAGGAGGCGACCUGAUGAUGCACAUCCACACAGACGUCUUCACAGAGCCACGAGCCGUGUUUUAUGCAGCCUGCGUAGUUCUUGGACUUCAGUUUCUCCAUGACCAUAAGAUUGUGUACAGAGACCUCAAGCUGGACAACCUGCUGCUAGACACAGAUGGUUAUGUGAAGAUUGCUGACUUUGGACUUUGUAAAGAAGGAAUGGGCUUCGGGGACCGGACCAGCACAUUCUGUGGGACUCCAGAGUUUUUGGCCCCAGAGGUCCUAACGGAUACAUCCUACACCAGGGCAGUGGACUGGUGGGGACUGGGGGUCCUUAUCUAUGAAAUGUUGGUGGGAGAGUCUCCAUUCCCAGGAGAUGAUGAAGAGGAGGUGUUUGACAGCAUUGUGAAUGAUGAAGUCCGCUAUCCACGCUUCCUGUCCACUGAGGCUAUCGGCAUCAUGAGAAGGCUGUUGAGGAGGAACCCAGAGAGAAGACUGGGAUCUGGUGAAAAGGAUGCAGAAGAGGUGAAGAAGCAGCCGUUUUUCCGAAAUGUGGACUGGGAGGCAUUGCUUCAAAGGAAAGUGGCCCCUCCAUUUGUGCCCUCUAUUGUGGGCAAGGAAGACGUCAGCAACUUCGACGAGGAGUUCACCACCGAAGCUCCGAUGCUCACGCCUCCACGUGAGCCUCGCGUGCUUUCCCGCAAAGACCAGGACAGCUUCCGGGACUUUGACUACGUCUCUGACCUUUGCUAAUGGGCCAGGGGCUCAAAGACCUAGAGGAAUGUUCGAUUUUGAAGGCUUCACGAUGGUUUCAUCUGAGGGAACUGACUAUCCGCUGACUGUUUGUCUGCCAUUAAUUACACUGUGAAUGUGGAGAGACCGGAGAAGUUGUCUGGGUUUUUUGUGUCUGCAGGGUUUUAAAGUUGGUGGACUGAGAAAAUAAAAAGCUGGGACGGAUGGCUGAUGGGGUAAAAUGUUGGACAAACGAAAGCCCCCUCUCAAAUCAUUGUACAACCCACCAGUGACUUGUGAACCUUUUACAAACAUUAGCCUUAGAAAUGCCUCCUCCCAUCCUCUUGUGUGUCAGUGUAGUCACCUGUGCAGCUGUAAGAGGAGGAGCUGUUGACUGUCUGUGGGGUUGCUGAUGGCCUCUCAUACCAAUGCCUUACAUUUGUACUUGUAUUUGAUCCACAGAAAAGCAUUUUGUCUUUAUUUUGUUGCCCUUUGUAUACGGAAGCAGGAACAGUGGUCCGAUGUGCUGCAGAAAACACUCUCAACUCAAAAAGAAUGCUCGAUGUUAGGCAAAUUAUGAAUUAACUACGGGGUAAAGAACCACUUUUGUACUUUUGUUUAGACUUCUUCCAACUAAUUUUCCAAAUAUGUGCUGCUUGGAUUUUAAUUUUUACCACAAACGUUUUGUAAAGAAGUCAUACUUUAUGACACUAAAAGCCUCAACGCAUUAUUCGAUACUCACCACAUACUUUUAAAUUUGAUAUUUGUGUAUUAUACACAGUGUGAUGUUAACAGGUCAACCAGUAAUAAUUUUUAAUUAAAAAAGAAAAAUCUGCAGACACUUAGACUUAUUGUUCAAGUAACAUUAUGGAGUCUGUCCAACUUGGGGUUGAGACAAAUUCAUUCAGUUAUGUAUAUGCUACCAGAGUUUAGUGAACAUGGAGAAAGUCAUUUCCCUCCAAGACGAUUAUAUCUGACUUUGAACUCAACAAACACAGACUCUAACUGUUGUUCUCGUUUCCAAAGUAUUCGUUGUGUUUAUUGCAAUGUUUGGUUUCCAUUAUAUAGGUAGUGAUAAAAUCAUCUAUGUUUUAGCCAAAACCGAUUGAUAUCUUAGUGAUUUGGGAAACCUGGGUGGCUCCACAAGCAAAACUAACCUCAAUAGCCGCUUCUCCACAGAAGACCUUGCUGCAGUGAGUGCUGCCUUAUAUCCCAGCUAACGUGUUUGUUGGAAACACAAUAAUAAAUGGUGGAAAAUAUGAGCCAGUGGUAAACACUUUACCAAUUCUGGGUUUGUUGUGAAGCAGUAUGUAUGAUGGUGUGGAUCUUACUCUUCUUGUGUAUGACAAUACAAAAACCACGUGAGAGUAUGAGAUGACUUAUUUUAUAAAGAAAAUCUGGAGUGAAUAUU
Molecule: messenger RNA, 4986 nt
Organism: Etheostoma cragini (Arkansas darter)
Lineage: Eukaryota; Metazoa; Chordata; Actinopteri; Perciformes; Percidae
Gene: pkn1a
Product: protein kinase N1a
Exons: 23
Coding region: 798-3596 (932 amino acids)
Biological process (GO): signal transduction; protein phosphorylation
Molecular function (GO): small GTPase binding; protein serine/threonine kinase activity; ATP binding
Source: RefSeq, a predicted model, not a curated record